Molecule: messenger RNA, 2074 nt
Organism: Cyprinus carpio (common carp)
Lineage: Eukaryota; Metazoa; Chordata; Actinopteri; Cypriniformes; Cyprinidae
Product: cis-aconitate decarboxylase-like
Molecular function (GO): lyase activity
Source: RefSeq, a predicted model, not a curated record
CCCAGGUCCUUCCGUGGGUGUAUCAUUGUCUUUUGUGGUCCAAUACUAUAUAAAGGUGGACACACCUGACUCUAGCACAUCAGCAUCCUCUACCUACAAUCAUUUCAUCUAAACAUUGAGACAGAGAGAAGACGACAACAUUCCUUCAACUUUACAUCAACGGCAAAAGAUUUCAAGCAUCUUCAUAUCCAGAUCCUGACGAAAUUGACAAAAUGCUUUCAACCCUACAGAGAUCCACCAGAUACCUUUCUGCUAUUUCUGCUGCUCGAGGACUCCAUAAGUCUGCACUAGAUGUGGUGGAGCGUCCUGCCCCUGAGGAAACAGUGACCAGUAGUUUUGGCAGGUUCAUUCAGAGCGUCCAGCCAAGGCAUCUGUCACCAACCGUGCUGCAGCGCAGCAAACGCAUGGUUCUGGACAGCAUCGGCGUUGGGCUUUUGGGAAGCACCACUGAUGUGUUUGAACUUGCCCUACAGCACUGCCAGCACAUGUACGCUCCUGAUGACGUCAGCUUUGUCUACGGACGCCAAGGCGUGAAACUCUCUCCAACCCUUGCUGCGUUUGUCAAUGGAGUAGCAGCUCAUUCGAUGGACUUUGACGACACUUGGCAUCCCGCGACCCACCCCUCAGGAGCAGUACUGCCUGCCCUCCUGGCUAUAAGUGACAUGUUGCACAACAACAGUAAACCAAGUGGGCUUGACUUUCUAACCGCCUUCAAUGUGGGCAUCGAAAUCCAAGGUCGGCUGAUGAGAUUCUCCAACGAGGCUCACAACAUCCCUAAGAGGUUUCAUCCUCCCAGCGUGGUGGGCACUAUGGGCAGCGCAGCAGCCUGUGCACGCCUCCUCUCUCUGGAUCGCAGUCAGUGCAGUAAUGCCUUGGCCAUCGCUGCAUCUUUGGCAGGUGCACCAAUGGCUAAUGCAGCAACGCAAUCCAAACCUCUUCACAUUGGUAACGCCUCGCGCCUGGGUCUAGAAGCAGCCCUGCUGGCAUCCCGUGGGUUGGAGGCAAGUCCUCUAGUCCUGGAUGCAGUACCCGGGGUUGCCGGAUUCAGUGCAUUCUAUGAAGACUAUGCACCGAACCCCAUCGCUUCCCUGGAGGAGCAUGAGCACAGCUUCCUCAUAGAGACACAAGACAUUGCGUUCAAGCGCUUUCCCGCACACCUUGGCAUGCACUGGAUCGCCGAUGCCGCCGCCAUCGUGCACAAGUCCCUGGUUGGCCUGAAAGGAGGCAGUGUUUCUCCAAACCUGGUGCAGGAUAUCCUGCUUAGGGUGCCGCUGUCCAAGUACAUCAACCGCCCAUUCCCGGAGACGGAGCACCAGGCGCGCCACUCCUUCCAGUUCAACGCCUGCACCGCUCUGCUGGAUGGAGAAGUCACAGUGCAGUCCUUCCAUCCGGAGGCCCUCCAGCGACCCGAGCUACUCGCGCUCCUCUCCCGCGUCCGUGUGGAGCACCCCCAUGACAACCCGGCCAAUUUCAACAUCAUGUACGGUGAGGUGGAGGUCACCUUGGCAAGUGGAGACGUGCUGCGAGGGCGCUGUGACACCUUCUAUGGUCACUGGAGGAACCCACUUAGCCAAGAAAGCCUUCAAAAGAAGUUCCGCAGCAAUGCAGGUGCAGUUCUGUCCAACGAGAGGGUGGACAGGCUGAUCGAAGCUGUCGAAGGCCUGGACCGUUUAGAUGACUGUAAACCACUGCUGGCUCAGCUGCAGUAAACAGCAUGCUGCUUUAUUACGGCACCAAUAAUGUAUAAUGAAUCUUGAUUUGAAAUGCAACGACUUGUAGGAUUUAUUUAAUUAGAAGUACUACUCGAACACUACACUCUCUUUAUCUCUCGAUGUAUAUACUGGAGAACUGUCUCAUUUCUUGCUGUGUCUGUUUCCAAAUGAGUUUUUGCAAUAUUUAUUAACAAUAGUUCUUAAAAUGCCUAAAGGUUUGUUUGUAAAUAUAAAUGUUUUUUGUUUUGUUUAGUUUUUUUUUCUAGUAAGCUCUUUCGUGAUGACUUCUGCUUAAAUUAUGUAACAUCUUGUGUCUAUUGGAAUCUAGACUGAAACUCAAUAAAGAGGAAAUUUUAUUGCUA